This is a messenger RNA of Podarcis muralis (Common wall lizard), 2078 nucleotides long. The record is from RefSeq and is a predicted model, not a curated record. Lineage: Eukaryota; Metazoa; Chordata; Lepidosauria; Squamata; Lacertidae.
CGGCUUGCUUGUUUGCCCGCCUGCGCCGUUCCUUCCCUGCCUCAGCCGAAGCCGGCGGCGGUGGGAGGACCCAGUUGGCCGGCUUUGCCCAGCUGUAGCGCCAGGCAGCACUGACCUGGAGAGAGAUUUCACAGGGUGAAAAGGCCUUUCUGUUCUGAAGAUCAAACAAGGAAAAGGAAAGAUGUGGACUUCAAUCGCUAAAUACUUGUUAAGAACCAAAGUCCACCAAGACUGUUCUCGAACUCUGCUGCAAGCACAAAACGGCAAGCACAGCCAUCAAAAACAUUUCUCCCUGAGCAGGAGGCCUUGGCAGCAUUCAAUGCAGACGGCUCAGGCCUUCAACACGAGUGCAGCCAUCCAUAAAGUGGAAGCUCUGGAGGCAAAUCAGUUUAUCUGUGUCCACUGGGAAGAUGGGAGCAAGAGCCUUUACCCUUCUGUGUGGCUGCGAGACAAUUGCCAGUGCCCCGAGUGCUUCCUGCACUCUGCUAAAGCACGCAAACUGCUUCUUGAAAAUCUGGAUGUCAAUGUUGGGGCCAAGAAUGUCACUUUGGCACAGAGGGAGAAAAAGGUAUGCAUUGUAUGGCCAGAUGACCACACCAGUGAAUUUGAGGCUGAAUGGUUGAAGAAGAGAUGUUUUUCUGAACAAGCAAGAGCAAAAAUGCGGGAAGAAUUAUUUCUAUCAGAACGUCAAUACUGGGGUUCUGAUCUUCAGCUGCCAACUCUGGCCUUUGAAGAGGUCUUGCACAGUGAUGAAAGUGCAUACAAGUGGCUGGUCACCCUUAAAAGGACAGGGAUCGUGCUCUUAACGGGAGCUGCCAGCAGACAGGGAGAGCUGCUUAAACUUGGGCAACGUAUUGGAUUCCUUCGCCUCACAUUUUAUGGGCCCACAUGGCAAGUUCAAGACAAAGCGGACGCGAACAAUGUGGCUUACACAACUGAGAAGCUGAGUUUUCAUACUGAUUACCCUGUUCUUCAGUUUCCACCUGGGAUUCAGUUACUCCAUUGUAUAAAACAGACUCCUACUGGGGGAGAAAGUGAAGUUGUGGAUGGAUUUCAUGUAGCAAACCAGCUUAAGGAACAAAACCCUCAAGCCUUCCAAAUCCUGACCUCCACCUACGUGGACUUCACAGAUAUUGGGGUUGAUUACUGCGAUUUCUCCAUGCAGUCCAAACAAAAAAUUAUAGAUGUGGAUGAGAAAGGUGAAGUGGUUCGUAUCAACUUCAACAAUGCAACCAGAGACACAGUAUUUGAUAUACCUGCUGAGAAAGUAAAGCCAUUUUAUGCUGCUCUCAAGGACUAUGUUGAUUUAUUAAACAGCAAAGAUAAUAAAUGCAUCUACAAAAUGAAACCAGGUGAAAUAGUAGUGUUUGACAACUGGCGUUUACUUCACGGUCGGCAGAGUUACGAAGCAGGAACAGAGAUAUCCCGUCACCUUGAAGGGGCUUAUGCAGACUGGGAUGUGGUGAUGUCAAGGCUCCGAAUUUUGCGAAAGAACGUUCUGAGCAGAAAGUAACCCUUGAAAGUUUCACUACUGGGGACUUGCAGCCUGAGCAGGUGUGGGGUAGCCUUCAACGGAUCCACUAGGUUUUCAGUGUUCUCAGGGAAUUCCUGGCUGUCUUAGCUCUUGCUCCCCUGUUAAAACAAGGUUGACAUGAGUGGUUAGCAUAACAUCAUGUAAACGGCCUUUCCUGCUGACAACAGCCUGGCCAAACUUCCUAUUUUUCCCAGAGAUUUACAGGCAAGGAAGCAACUAGGAAGACGGGGAAGAAGUGGUGAAGAAUUUGCAACAAGUAUUGGAGCCCAUCUGAAAGCUUAUGCUUUGCCAAUGAUGUUGCCAAAGAAACCAGAAUGGGCAGGGGGCUUUCUGGUAAUGGUGUCUACUUUGUGGAAUACCCUUCCCAUUUAAGUCCACAUAGUUAUAUCACUGCUGGUCUGUAAGCAAAGCUGUUUUGUUUCAGCAAGCUUUUGAAGGGUACAGUUCACUGUUUUCAUCUGGCUGUGUCUUUUAUACUUUUUAAAAUGUUUUAUUGAUUUGGGUGGGUUUUUAGAAAAAUAAACGUUGAUUUUUCUUGUGUUAA